This is a messenger RNA of Paramecium primaurelia, 540 nucleotides long. NCBI's taxonomy places the organism in Eukaryota, Ciliophora, Oligohymenophorea, Peniculida, Parameciidae. The record is from the annotation of a GenBank genome assembly.
AUGUUUUAAAUUUUAAGAAAUGUGUUUGAAGAAAGAAAUAAUUUUGAAAAUUAUUGGUGUCAUCUUUGUAAAAUGGAAAUAAUUUAAAGAACUUAUCAUUAAGAAGAAAAUUAAUAGGAGUAUUGCAUCUUAUGUGAUAGUCCAUUAGAAUAAAUGGCUUAAGGAAUUAACGAUUCAGAAUUAAGAUCUUUUGAAAUAUAUAUAACUCCUGAAGCUUAAUAAUUAAGAACAUUAACAGAUUGGACAUAGAACCUAAGUGAAAUAUCUGAUUUUCUAAAUUUUCUUGCUCUUUUAACUGAGAAUUUAAUUUUAUAAGAAGAUCAUUAAUAAGGGGCAUCAGAAUCAUAAAUAAAUAGUUUAAGGGAACAUGUAGUAAACAUGAAUGAUUAAUAAUAAACCUGUUAUAUAUGUUAGGAAGACUUCAAGAAUGAUGAAGUGGAAUUAGAGAUGAGUUGUUCUCAUAAUUUUCAUAAGGAUUGUUUAACAUAAUGGUUAAAGAUAAAUAAUUCAUGUCCUGUUUGUAGAGCUAAAAUCAAUUGA